UCUAGCUAUGUGAUUUACUUUAUUCAUUCAGUGCAUUUUACAUUUCAGAUAGAACCAAAAUGAUCAUCCAUGUCUAUACAUCCAUCUCUGAUCAAGAUUAAGGUUAGGCUGACAACAGGCCAUACUUUAGAGGUGGAGAGGGAAGCAUGGCUGGAGCAUGAGGUUAUAAUAUAUCUGCCUUCAUCUAGAAUGCAUGUAGUUUGUUUGAUUAUAUGUACAGACUUACUUAAUUUUGCCAUAGGAAAAAAAUUCUGCAGAAAAUUCUGCAGUUGUAGACAUGUAGCAUAAGCUAUUUGGAUCUUACGGCAAUAUAAUCUCCUCUCAAUAAACACAUGGAACUCCCAUUAAUGUGAAUGCAAGUUACAUGUGCAUGUCAAAGGGAGAACAAUAUCCCUAAGGGCCUAGCAUAAAUUAACAAAAGCAAAGAAAUUCAAAAACCUCCAAUCUUAGUGCAUGCUAUUCUGUCUAUCUUGGAUCAUACAGGUUUUCAAGGAGGUCUGCAACAUCCAGACAAAAUAGGGCAUGUUAUGGACAGUAUUUCAGCAUCAGUUUUAAAACUCCUCACUUCUAUGGAUUUAAAAUUAAGCCCUUAGGUAAGAGUCUCAUCUCCCCCUAAUGAAUGUGCAUUUUUCACAGAAAAAGAUAAUGGAGUUACACACCCAUGCAUCCACAAAAGAAAGGAGAUUAUUACCAUAAUGUAGAUUAUUGCCUUUGGAUUUCCUUUUUUGGAGUAGUAUUUCUUCACAGUACGUUCCCAAAUCUUCUGCCAGGUCUUUUGGAGCUGUACUAAUUUGAAUGGAAGUCUAUGUCCAACACUAAACAUCUUUUAUGGGGAUGACAUCAGAAGCACUGAAUUAAGAUGAAGAAUGGUAAAGCAGCUGGUUAAGAUGUGAUAACUGUUGAUAUUCUCAAGGCAGUUGGAGAUCCUGCAGUAAGUGGCUUUCAUGGAUUACUAUAUGUUUACUGGAACCAAGCAAGGAUACCAGAUGACUGGAGAAUCGGGUGAUUGUGCCUCUUUGGAAGGCUAAGGCUGAUGCAAAUGAUCCAAACACUUAUCGCGGCAUCAUUCUCUUGAGGCAGCAUUUCAAUGUCCUUGAGAGUCCUUUGAAGGCAAGACUGACGUGCAAGGUCGUGGAAAAUAUAGUAGCAGAGCAACAUGGCCUUAGGAAGGGAAGGACUACUAUAGAUGCAAUAUGUACAAUGAGAUAGAAGUUUGAAGGAAUGAUAAAUGGAGGAUGUAACUCCUGUGUUGCAUUUAUUGGUCUUGAGAUAGCAUAUGACUUGGUUCCACAGAAGCUGGAGUUUGGAAUAUUGAAAUAGAUCGUAAGGGAAAUGGAGACGAUAGAGCUGUUAUAGAGAGUCAAAAGCUAAGACAAUAAUAUAAAAUUUCGGAGAGUUUUGAUGUGAUGGUGGGAUUGAGAUAAGGCAGUGUUCCGAGUCUCCUUCACUUCAACCUAGUAUGGAAUUAAUUAGUAGGACAACGAAGCCUGUAGAGAGAAAACUAAUGUAUGCUGACGACCUGACCCUUUUGGCUGACAGCAAAGAGGAAUUGGUAAAUAUGGUAUUAGAGCGGGCAUCUGUGUUUGAAGACCAUGGUUUGAAGGUAAACACAAAGAAAACUGAAGUUAUGCAAGUAGGGAAGGUGGAAGAAGAGCUAUUGAUUGAAGUUUCAGGAGAGAAGCUGAAGCAUAAGAAAGAAUGUGUGUACUUGGGGCAAACAAUUAGUGUCAUCAGAGAGGGGUCUGGAAAAUUGCAAAGAAUGCAACAUGCAUGGGCGGCAGUGAAAAAGUGGCAGUGGUACUGUGGGACCGGCAAUUAAGCAACAAACUGAAAGAAAAAGUGUAUUGUGUUUGUGGAUCUUACAGAGAUGGAAGAAAAGAAGAAACAGGUAGCAUGAGAAUAGCUGGCAAGUGGAGGUGAGGUGGUAUGCAUGGAAGAAAUUAGGGGGAAGAUGAAUUUGGGGCUCAGUGUUAGGCUGAGUAGGGCACAUUUGAGAUGUGCUGGACAUGUGAUAAGUAUGUGUAGCCCAAGGUCCUGUCUGCUUCAACAGCUGCCUUGGGAACUACAAGUUGUGGACUACAAACUGUGGCAUGUUGGGAGAGCUUCCUGGUUCCUGCCAGGAAGUCACCUCUGCCCCUCCGAGCAGGAAGUCUCUGCACUGACUGAAGCUGGGAGCAGGAGACAAGCAGUAGAAAAGAGGCUGAAGUGUAAUCCUCUUCUGUGGUUUUUUUUUUUUUUUACAGAAUAAAACCUUGUUCCUGGUGGUUUGUCUGAGUGGAUCUGGUCUGAAGUGAACACACACAACGCAGACCACACAGAGACUCUUCAGGUCCAGCUUCCCAAAGUUGUGUAAAAAGUCACAAGGCAGACUUUCCCUAUGUUAAACAUCUUUAUAUUGGGCCAAUGAACAGGAGAGGGGCUACAAAUGGAAGAACCACCAGUAAAGAAAGCAUGGGAGGAAGAGGGUGACAAGAAAGGAUGUGCAAGACUGAGCAUACAAUGGAAAGACUCUGUCAAAAGAAGUUUGACGAGAAAAGGACUGGAACUCCGAGACCCACAAAUGCAUGCCAUGGACUGGAAGGAGUAGCAAAGAAUUGUGGGCAUGUAGAUGGGAAAAGAAGUCAAGAAGUGAAGUUUCGUGGGGGUGACAUCAGUGUAUCUAUAAAGGCUUGUCUACACUCAGAUUUUGUACCACUUUAACUAUAUCUGUUUGAAACCACUAUGAAGUCACAUGGUAGACCCCUUAGUAUGGAUGUGGUCAUACCUGUAUAAAGGUGCUUAUGUAGCUUAUUCCUGUAAAUAUAGGGGAGCAACCUAUAGUGAAAUAAGGCACCUUUGUACCACAGUGAGUGCAUUCAUAUUAGGGAGUUGUGCUGAUUUAACUAUUUUGGUUUAAAAAAAAAAAUCACAACCCUAACUGAAAAAGUUAAAUUGGUGUAAAAACUGUGUGUGGACUAGGCCUAAGGGUUAGAACAAAACAAAAAUGAUAGUAUAAAAAUAGUGUCUUGUUUUAUCUUUGAUCAUAUUGCUCAUCUACUUGAUAUCAAAACUCCACCUUUGGAAGGAGGGUGUAGUUUGGUGCAAUAUGCUUGCAUUUUCAUGGGUUUGGGUUUGUACAAUGCAUAUGUCUGUCUGCAUUUGGUUAGUGUAUAUCAAUAUUGCCUGAUCAAGCAUACAUUUAUAUUUGGGAAGUGUAUAUCAUUAAACAUCCAACUUUAUAGGCUGCAGGCGUGUGCACGCAUUUGAAAACUGUAUUAUCUGCAUGCGUGUGAUGCAUCUGUACAUUUGUGUGUUCACUGGGAAGUAUGAAGUGUGGGAGUCGAGGAGGCAUCUAUCUGUGUGUACUUCGGAAAGCGUCCAUCGUUGGGCACACAGGCUUGCAUGAUGCACCGGUGUAUGUAUGCCUUGGGUCCACAAGCCUGCACUGUUCUCUGCUGUGACGCGGGUAGACGGCAUAUAUGUGUCUGGAUUCCCGAGCGAGUGGACGGUGCAGCGUGUAGCAGCUCUCCGCGAGCAGCUGCGAUCUCUGGGGCGCGAUGCAGCCUGCAGCCCCUGCAGACGCUGUGCUCCGGUCACUCUGCAAAGCGAGUCUAUGAUCGCCACCCUGCCAAGUGGGCGAAGGGCUAGAAAGUGCGAGAUCGGACAGCCGGCUCUGCUCGUCCCCCGGGCUAGCUCGGAAUGAGCUGCUGCGGUGAUGUGCAAGAUGUCUUUCAAGGUACGCUUUGCUCACUGCACUGCCGCGCUGGGGAGAUCCCAUCCCGCCCUCCUCCUGCUGCCGCUGCCAUGUCCCGUUAGCUCUGCAGAUGCUGUGGCUUUAGCAGGCCUGGCUGAUCGGCUGUAGUCUGAAUCUGCCUCUGCUUCUCUGUAUACGGCCUCGGCUCUUGUUUCCCUCUGCCAUGGAUAUAUUUCCUCCCCAAGACCUUCCCUCUGCAGCCGAUGGUCCUGGUGGGUAAUAGGCACAGCUGCAAUUGUUGUAUUUCAUAAUAUGUUGAUCUUCCUGUAUACGAAGCAGGGAGGAGCGGGGUGGUUAAAGUCUAAAUCUGUGUGGACUUUGAGGGAAACACCGCUCGCAAAUGCUGCAUUCUGGGCUGCAAGGAAAGGAAACCUGGCUCUUCUUCAGCUGUUGUUGAACAGUGGGCGAGUAGAUGUGGAUUGCAGAGACAGCCUUGGCACAACAGCUCUGAUGGUAGCUUCUCACUAUGGCCACAUAGAAUGUGUGCGGGAAUUGGUGUUACAAGGAGCAGAUAUCAAUCUGCAGAGAGAGUCAGGCACAACUGCUCUGUUCUUUGCUGCACAGCAAGGCCACAAUGAUGUUGUGAGGUUUCUCUUUGAAUUUGGUGCUUCUACUGAAUUUAGAACUAAAGAUGGCGGUACCGCUCUGUUAGCAGCUUGUCAGUAUGGCCACACGCGAGUGGUGGAAACUCUAUUGAAGCAUGGUGCCAACAUACAUGAUCAACUAUGUGAUGGAGCUACUGCACUUUUUCUGGCUGCCCAAGGAGGUUAUCUGGAUGUCAUCAGAUUAUUGUUAUCUUCAGGAGCAAAGGUCAACCAGCCAAGGCAGGACGGGACGGCUCCUUUGUGGAUAGCAUCUCAGAUGGGUCACAGCGAGGUAGUGAGGGUAAUGCUGCUCCGGGGAGCUGAUCGAGAUGCCACACGGAACGAUGGUACCACUGCUUUACUUAAAGCUGCUAACAAAGGGUAUCAUGACGUUAUAGAGGAAUUACUCAAAUUCUCUCCUGCACUUGGCCUGUUGAAGAAUGGGACUUCUGCUCUCCAUGCGGCCGUGCUGGGUGGCAACAUUAAAGCAGUAGCACUACUUUUGGAAGCGGGAGCAGAUCCUUCUCUUAGGAACAAGGCAAAUGAACUGCCAGCAGAACUAACACAAAAUGAACGCAUCCUCCGGCUCCUCCGGACAAAAGAAAAGCACAGGAAAAGCUAACCCAACUUUGUGUCGGAUGUGGUUUGACAGGGAGGAGCCAGGUCCACACUGGCACGAAAGCAAAUCUGGUUUUGAAAAUGGCUUAUUGAACCUGAUUGCAGAAUUGAUUUAGCAUGAUUUAGCAAGGUCAGCCUUCAGCACAGAGCGGGGGUGCACUAAAGCUUCAGUUUUGCACCAUUAAACUCAAUAGGAGUUUUGCCGUUGGCUUCAGUGAGAGCAAGAUAGGGCCCUAAAGGCCUUUUUGCACCACAGCCCUGUCUAUACUUGAAAAUCCCAGCAUUCCCAGCAGUGCUAUAAAUCCUAAAAUGUGUGUAGUACACCUUAUAGCCACACACAAGUGCUCCAACCAUUUCACAGGCAUUCCCACUACUGUUAUGACUGCACUAGCUGAGAUCAAGUCCUAACGCCUCUGUGUACCUGUUCAGUUUGAAUCACGCAGCUUGUGUAGAUGGGAAGCACAGAUGUUCCAGCUGCACUGGUUCAAUUAAUCUCCUCAGCACAGUCCCCCAAGGCUUCAACCCACCCUUCAGUGAUGGCUUUGGCAGUUUGGAGACCAGACUGUGUCCCCCUUCCUCCCCCCGGCCAUUCCAUGCAGGCCUGAAAGCUGAGGGGUGCUCAUCUGGUCUCAGCUGUGCCCAGUAACUCCUUCCCUGUUUGCAGCCACAUGUAGGGCAGGAAUAUAGGACACAAACCAGCCUACUGAAAUCACAACUUUAUUUAGAACAAGGAAUUUUUUAUUGGCCAGUAGGAAAACAACCCACAACACAAUGGGGAAAAGUUAGGGAGCGGAAACACCACAGCAUCUACACACCCACACUAGAAACUUCAGUUCCAUAUGUAAUGGACUACCUUACUCUGGAGUUGGCAUGGCAUGGAGGUAACUGUUUCAUCUGUAUCUCAUAUUUGCUUGAGACCUGAAAAGGAGACUUAAGUGAAAACAUAUCCCAGGCUACCCCCUCCCCCAUCCCAAGUAAAUCCUAGUUCUCUUGCUUACCAGGAGGGGGGGGUUAAGUAACUUCUGGUUCUCCCCACUAUCCUUGAGGAUCAGAACAUCUGCUAGGGGGCAGCUCCCUGAGGUAGGGGAGGAGGAUUGGAGAAACUGGCUGUGUGCCAAUGGGUACCUCAAAGGGGUGUCCUCCCUCCAGCCCCUGGCCUUGACUGCUCUGUUUGGAUCGUAGAGGGAGACACAAGAGAAAAGGUAGGUGUUACUUAAGCAACAACUCAUUAAAAUGAUCCAAAAUUUACAAUUUACCCCAAAAGUUAUCAAGCAAAUGAGAGCAAACUCGUUUCCUCCUCAGAUUAAACUCUGACCUGUGUAGUACCACAAUCUGUCCAACAGUGGGUAUGGGGGAAGCUGGUGGCCUUCUGCAAUGUAGUUCCCUUUCCCUCCUAACAUAUGCUCAAAUCCAUGGACAGAACAGAGCCACUGGAAACAGUCACUGUGCAAACCAAACAUAGCAUGUUGUUAACAUAUAUUUAGCUGUGAAGCAUACCUGUAUGGGUGUUAUAAAUGUACAGUAUACAUUGUACACACAAACACAUGUAUAUGACAUGGCUUAGGUGUUCACCAACUACUAUGCAAUGCAGCUGCUCCAGGGACCUGUGCCUGGAAUUAUGGGAGAGGGCCCAUUAUGAGCAGGUACAUCAGCAGUUGGUAGCCCAUGUGUAAUGUGGGCACAUUAUACUCCUGAGGGCAUUCUGUGCCAAAACAUUUUAAAAAAUCUGUGCACAAUAUUUUAAAAUUCUGCAAAUUUUAUUUGUUAAAUAAAUGUGAAGGCUUCAGCAUGGCAUGGGGGAGCACAGGCCACUGGCUGCACAGAGGUGGGAGAUCACUCUGCAGCUUCUCCCGGGACACGGAUUCACUGGUGAGGCUGCACCCAACCCUGACACAGUGCAAGGACCGGGCCUUCCCCAGAAGCACCCCAGGGCCUGCUGCUCCAUGCGAGGUGCACCAGGUGUGGGCAGGCAGGUUCAGCACGGCAGGAUCCAAGGGUGGAGGGGCUUAGCGUGGGGGGAUCCAGGUGUGGGUUGAGAGGGUUCUGUGUGGGGCCAUGUGGGUGUGGGCAGCUCAGUGGGGGAUUCAGGUGGGUGGGAGAUCUGUAUGCACAGGGACUUGUUAGGGGGUUCUGGAUGCAACCAUAAUGGGAUGCUGCAGGAGGGUCCAGGUGAAGGUGGUUGGGGUUCGGCGGGGAGGGAGCCUGGGCA
Molecule: messenger RNA, 7144 nt
Organism: Chelonia mydas (Green sea turtle)
Lineage: Eukaryota; Metazoa; Chordata; Testudines; Cheloniidae
Gene: ANKRD29
Product: ankyrin repeat domain 29
Exons: 10
Coding region: 3986-4939 (317 amino acids)
Molecular function (GO): protein binding
Source: RefSeq, a predicted model, not a curated record